Molecule: messenger RNA, 5008 nt
Organism: Orussus abietinus
Lineage: Eukaryota; Metazoa; Arthropoda; Insecta; Hymenoptera; Orussidae
Gene: CrebB
Product: cyclic AMP-responsive element-binding protein 1
Exons: 8
Coding region: 1009-1971 (320 amino acids)
Biological process (GO): regulation of transcription by RNA polymerase II
Cellular component (GO): transcription regulator complex; nucleus
Molecular function (GO): DNA-binding transcription factor activity, RNA polymerase II-specific; RNA polymerase II cis-regulatory region sequence-specific DNA binding; protein binding
Source: RefSeq, a predicted model, not a curated record
AGUGGAGUAGCUGUAUCGUAAAUUUAAGGUACCGUGUUUCUUUUACACGAAAUGGUUUGAAAAGAAAGGGAUGUUCGUGGUUGUAUUUAUUAAAGGUUCGCUCCAGUUUCAUAUUCUGUGUAUUUUAACUUAUGUCUGCCGAGCCAUGGUAAUUGGGGACUAGUUAAAAUUGUUUGUACGUGAGUGUUGGAUAAUAAGUUUACUUUCUGUUACAAAGCUUUUGUAAUAUAUAAUUAAAACUUAUAGUCUUUUCAUCAAGUGACACGUGGCUCGAUUGUAACAUUAAUGUUGCCGAGGAUGGCUCAACUUUGGCUCUACGACGGUGCUUGUUAUACAUCAUCUCAUAUAAUUUUUUACUUUGAUAUUCCUUUUUGUGAAGUAUCGAGAUUUAUUUCUUGCUUAGUAUUUUUAGAUGUGCUUACAUAAGUGAUGCAGUUGCUGUACUGAAGCCUGUCUACUUGGUGAAUUUAAAAAUGCAGUUCUGUACUACGAAGAUACCAUGAAAUAUGCAUAUUGGUGACUAUGUGUCUAACUAAUCUUUCAGAUAAUUCCGUUUCUUAUAGCACUGAUUUUCUUCAAAUAAUUAAGAUAUAAUUCAGCAUUGAUUAUAAUGCUAAUUGAAAUUUUCUUACAAGUUUACUGCGAUAAUAUACUUAUAAAAUAUUUGUUCUAGGUUUUAUUCCAUCCAAACAUGUCUAGAUAUACUUAUGUAUACAGAAUGAUAACGUCACUGAAUAAUAGGAUGAUGGAAAAUUAAAAUUCAGCUUUAUAUAAUGCCCGUGAUUAAAGAUCCAAGAAUCCAGGAUAACUAAUAAUAAGUAUUUCAGGUUUCUGCGCUCAAGAUGUGUAAAAUACUUCAUAUAAAAAAAUUACUUUACAGCAUUAAUUUAAAUUCAUUUCCUUUUCCCACAUAUAGCAAUUCUAAAUUUCCUAUCACCUAUACGAUAAAUACUAUGUUAAUUGAAAUAUUAAUAAUAGGAAAUUUUAAUGGCUCCAUCUUGACAGUAAAUGACUAAAUUGGAUGGUUUUCGGGCUCGCGGUCCCCGGGCUAUGGAAAGUAUGGUUGAAGAAAACGGAUCGACCGUCGACCCCCUGUCGCAGAGUUCCCAGGGUGGAGAUGCCGCAGCCCCGGCGAUCGCCACAUCGGUACAGUCACUCAGUAGAACUCACCAGCAGCAAACCCAUCAUCUGGUAGCAUCUACCAGCAUUGUGCAACUGACGCUCCCGUCGUCGGGGACCACGCAGGUACAAUCUGUAAUACAGCCAAACCAACAGUCAGUAAUCCAGACUGCGACAAACAUUCAACCAGUAGCCAUUUCCAAAGGAAACGUAAUUCUAGUAAGCAAACCUAACUCCGUCAUCCAAACGACGCAAGGAAGUUUGCAAACUCUACAGGUUGUUGAAACUGGGAGUGAUGAUAGCUUUUCUGACGAGGAAUCUCCAAAGAAGAGGAGGGAUAUCUUAACCAGACGACCGUCUUAUAGAAAAAUUCUCAAUGAUCUAGGUGGAGGUGAAAUUGCAGAGGGUCGUUUGCCCCCCCUAGAAUCCUCCUCAGAGUGUGACUCUAACGUGGACAGUGAAGUGUCUUCCCACUCGCUCCAUUAUCAGACAGUCAUUCCUGCGGGCACUAUUCAAAUUGCCACCCAAGGGGAGGGUGUUCCAGGGCUUCACACGCUAACAAUGAGCAAUGCGGCGACGGCGGGUGGAGCUAUAGUACAGUAUGCACAGGGCCAGGAUGCACAGUUCUAUGUCCCAGCUGACACAGGUCAUGGGGUCGUGGCCGAGGACAAUGCCAGAAAGAGGGAAUUAAGACUGCUGAAGAAUAGGGAAGCAGCCCGCGAGUGCAGGAGAAAAAAGAAGGAGUACAUCAAGUGUCUGGAGAAUCGCGUGGCGGUUCUGGAGAACAGGAACCAGAUGCUGAUCGACGAGCUGAAGUCCCUGAAGGAGCUGUAUCAGCAAAAGGCCGACUGAGACUUGCACAUCGCUCUGGGAUAUCUUGUCAGAAACACCAUGAAGUCACUAGCGACCCUGUACAUGUACCGCAGAGUGUACAUUAUCAUUAACGUUGUUAGGUGAGAGAAAUCCGAGGAGAAACGGAGGGCAAAGAGCAGCAGGUGAUGUACAUGCAUUCGUAUAGUUAAGUGUAUCUCUGUAACAUAUUGUAUUUAUGUACACGACUACGAAACAGAAGGCUUGUGAAACUUGCUACCACUAAAGCGAGAAGCCAAAGGUUUAUCAACGACACGGGGGAGACAAACUCGUAUGGGAAUCGUCCCGGGAGAUUUAUCCUAUUUUUUGUAUAAAGAGGUCGCCCCUUCUCGCCGGAGCCGCGCGAUUCGGGAGACAUUCGAGUCGACAUUGCUGUUUCUGCCUCUCUGAACCUUGACCUAGACGUUAGGGUUUCCCUUGAACGGGCGCCACGUACUUCCAGUUGUGCAAUAACUUAUUGACUUGGCAGCUUGCACCCUCUCUAUUUCUUGCAGGAUCGCUCUACCGUGUUUUAUCAGGAUCCGGCCAUUGUUUUCUUUAAUCUUUCAGCGGCUACUGGAAUUCCGUCAAACGUCGGAACCACGCCCGCUUUAUUUUUCUAGGGUGUUUUACUCACCUUUUUCGCGUGAAGUCGGGUCGAGUGUUGCAAUUAAUACACCUUUCGAUGCACGCGAAAACGCGACUUUGGGAUUGCCACGAAACGUGAUAUUGUACGAAUUGGAUUUGUUGGGUUAACUUGUGCAAUUUACAGCAUGCGUUGCAUUUGUAGGGAUAUCGGUAUUUUUAUAAUAUAUGAACGGACUUUCUUGUUUGGGAAUACUUUGUAACGACGUACGUAUGAUUUUUAAUGUUCCGUAACGCGUUUAAUAUCCGCAAUUUGGGACGUCGAGUACUCGAGAUGUCGCUUUUGUCAGACCAGAGGCGUUUUUAUUGAGCCUUCAGUGUUUCUUCAUGUACCUUUAACCAGUACUUGAAUAAGCGAUGAUUAACUAAGCUGGUCUUAUUCUAAUUCAGUAAAAAUUUCUGCUAUUAUUCGAUGGUAAUGGGUUAAGCGUGACUCGUUAUUCAGCUGGUCGGAUAAUCCAUUCGAAGCCGAAACUUUUUUCUGUACGUUUAAAAGUUCUGUCCACGACGUCUACGGUGCGUCAUUGGCUUCGAAUGGGUUAAUUAAUGAAUUGUACCUUGGAUAUCGUAAAACUUUCAUUGGAAAAUCCCUCGUACAAUACAAUCGGUUCGUUCCAUUCACCCAGUCCCAGUUGUGCACGGUUUAGCGAUCGUGAUUGUUAAUUACAGUUUAUUUUCGACCUCGUAAUCUCUAAAAAUUGGUUUACAAGGUUUCGAACUUGUAGCCUACUCGAACCUCAUUGUCGUCUUCAGAACAGCAUGAAACUGGCAGGAAGGGCAAUUAAAUAUAAGGGUCCGAUCUUGGGAGUUCAAGAUCGGUCACGAUGGAAAUAUGAGCGAUUAUUGGUCCGUUGUUCGUAGCGUCUUGUUGUUUGUACGGUUAAAAUGCUUCGAGCAGGACGCACCAUCUACUUGUAAAAUACAGAUGUAAUAUAAAAAUCUGGAGUGCCUUGAAGAUUGCAGUAUAAAAGAAUUAUAUAUAUAUAUAUAUAUGAAUAAUUAAGAAUUUAUUAGACUGUAUGAAAAUAGAGUAUGGGUAGAAGAGAUAUUUUCAAAUAUUAUUUAUCACGGUACACACAACGCUGCGAGUUGUUGGCCCUUAUCAGGGCACGAGGAUCUCGAAUUGAAGCGAGCGUUGCAAUCCGACCAAACUCGACGAAACUGAAAUGUACGAAUAUACGUGUCAGGAAAUGCCGAUAAGAGACAAUACGCCAGUUAUACUUGCUUGAAACGAUUCCAACAAAUGACGAGGUCCGCCGAGUCCCAUGCAUUUUCUUGAAACAAUCUUCGGGUCGUUUAAGUAUCCCGCCUUUUUUUUUUCUUCAACUAAUUGUUAAAAGGGGAAAUACGCACUUUCUUCGUCUUAUGUCUCGAUUUGUAAUGCGAAAGACGGUUUAACAUUGUCGAAUUUGCAGCGGCAAGUUGCUGCGAGGAUCUCAAGUACUGACACUUUGCACCGUACUCUUGCAAACGAUUGAGUUAUGAAAAGCGAUGGUGUAAUUAAAUUUUGUAACCCUUUUCUGGAAUUAUAAUGUGGAUUAAGUUCCAGGCAAAAUGUGUAAGGAAUAUGCAGUUAUACAUAUUUCCAUUCGAUCGAUUGAUCCAAGCUUGCAAGCAACAAUAGAUUUAUUUAGAGCGGAAAUUGACGAAAUUAGUACUUAAAUGUGCUCGUUCUUGAUUUAGAAAAUGCCCGAUCAUUUAAUUGCGCAGGCAAUGCGCAAAAUAACCGGUUAACAGCAUAGAUUAAAGAGAGAUUCGUAAUGUUCGUUCAGUUGAACUUUAAUGGAGCCGCUCGCUUUGACGAGUAGGUCAAUCUGCAACCAAAGCGUGAUGUUUAUAAAUAUAUAUAUAUAUAUGGAGAUCCGAAUGAAAUUAUUGGUGGUUUACGUGAAGUCGUAGCAACGAAGAAAUUCCUGUUAAACUUCUCGGAUCUUGGCCGGACUAGUGAAUUAAUUCGGAAAUUGUAUUUAGGAGUUUGAUUCGUUUUUGGAUACUAUUUUCUAUACGUCCAUGACGCAUAUAGUGCAUCGUUGACUCCGACUGAGUUAACAUUGAAUCGAAAUUACUGUAAAAUUUUUAUAUGAUCGGCCAGGACUCGAUUCGUCAAGCCUCUCGUAAAUGUAAUGUUUCCUAACGAAAUGUAGAGAGUGCCUGUUAUUCUUCGUCGGUUGUCAUUUCUCUUUCCACCGUAAAAUCAAAUUCGGAGUCUUCGAUUUUAUUCCUCGAACGAAUCUAUGCGGCACGCUGCGGAUAUGAAUAUAUGUAUGAUAUAUAUAUGUAUAUCUUGGUUGCUGCACCCAUACAAUAUUAUGAAGCAUUGUAUAUAGAUAAUAUAUGUAUUUUUACAUAUCAUUGGCCUUCUUGAAGAAAAUAUAGCUUGUAAAUCCAUUGAUAA